Molecule: messenger RNA, 1864 nt
Organism: Pomacea canaliculata
Lineage: Eukaryota; Metazoa; Mollusca; Gastropoda; Architaenioglossa; Ampullariidae
Product: cytochrome P450 3A29-like
Exons: 15
Coding region: 158-1738 (526 amino acids)
Molecular function (GO): heme binding; oxidoreductase activity, acting on paired donors, with incorporation or reduction of molecular oxygen; iron ion binding
Source: RefSeq, a predicted model, not a curated record
ACGAGUCGCACAAUAAUAAGGUGACACUAUAAAAUGACGGAGAGUUUCUUUCCAUUUGUCACAUCAGAAGAUAUAUAUAUAUAACGAUUCGAUAGACAGCACUCAAAUAAAGUGUUUUAAGGCAUAAGAAAGAGCCGAUCCAGAAAGUGAGGACAAAAUGAAUGACACAGAAGCAUCUUCAGGCUCGCUGACCAGCUGGCUGUGGUUGAGUUUGCUCACACUUGUCUGUGUCUUUAUCUGGCAGUCGUUGCAGAAGAUGUGGACAUUUAAAAGACUGGGCAUACCUGGUCCCGACCCUCUUCCUAUCUGGGGCAAUUCGUUAACACUGAUUAGAAAGGGGCAGAAAGAAAUGUUUCCUCUGUGGAAAAAGCAGUACGGAAAAGUCUUUGGUAUCAUGUCACCAUCGAGCUGCGUGGUGGUAGUACACGAUCUUGACUUGUUACGAGAAGUGAUGGUCAAGAGGUUCUCAUCAUUUGCCAAUCGAGGGACUCAGUCAGUUAUCAACUACAAGCCGUGGAAUCUUUCUUUGCUGGGACUGAAAAAUGACCAUUGGAAGCAUGUGCGAGGAACCCUUUCGCCGACUUUCAGUUCCGUCAAACUAAAGAAGAUGAUGCCUGCCAUAGAACGGGUUGUCCAUAACCUCGUGGACAACGUGCAAGAAAAAGCUAGAAACAAUGAAGCCGUGGAGCUAAAAAAGUUCUGCGCAUGCUUCACGAUGGACGUCAUCGCUGGCGCAGCAUUUGGCCUGCAGGUAGAUUCUGUGAAAAAUCCACAGGACCAGUUCGUCUACCACGGCCACAACCUCAUGUUCGGCCGACGAUGGGUGCUGAGGUUGUCGGCGUUCGUCCCAUGGUUGAUACCCGUCCUGAACAGGUUUGGCCUGACCUUUUUCCCUCCAGCGUCCUCACAAUUCUUUACUCGUGUUAUCGACAGAGCAUUGGAGGAACGGCGUCGACACCAAGACAAGAAGUUCCACGACUUCCUUCAGCUCCUCCUGGAGGCAGAGACGGACAAAGACGAGGAGGUGGACGCCGAGAUCGACCACAGAAGUUACCUGAGCAUGUCCACGCACUGGACACGCAAAGGCCUGACUCUGGAUGAAAUGCACGGGAAUGUGUUGUUAUUUUUUCUGGCCGGUCAUGACACCGUGUCCAGUGCCAUGUCGACCACUUUGUUCUGCCUUGCUGCCAACCCCGAGUGUCUGAGCAAAGCUCAGCAAGAAGUGGACAAGAAACUAGGACAGAGGCCACCAGACUACCAGUCCAUCAGCGAGCUGCAGUACCUGGACAUGUGCAUGAACGAGGCCAUGCGACUCCUGGGACCUAUCGUCGCGCUGGACCGUGAGUGUGUGGAGGAUACGGAGUUGGGAGGAUACAAGGUGCUCAAGAACAUGCGCAUUCUCAUUCCAAUUGAGGUCAUUCACAACGACCCCGACAUCUGGCCCGACCCCUCUAAAUAUGACCCGGAGAGACACACACCGGAAGCACGUGCUACCCGGCACCCGUUCAGCUUUAUGCCCUUCGGACUAGGCCCCCGCAACUGUAUUGGCAUGAGGCUGGCGCAGCUGGAGAUCCGGAUGGCUCUGGCAGCUGUUCUGCAACGUUUCACACCUGUCCUGUGUGAGAAGUCAGUGUACCCGCCCACGAACUUUUAUCAAGGGACCAAAGUCAGCAAGGACGGCUUGUGGAUUAAAUUCCAGCCUAGAGCAUCAGGGCCAUCAAGUGAGAAGAUGGCAUAGCCAGACAGGGAUAGCUGUGAAGCAGAAAUUGAAAGCUGUGUUUGACGUGAAACAUGUGAUCGUUGCAACAGAGAGAACUACUAAGAGGUGUAAAAACAUAUCAGUAGAAAAGCAAUGUAUACAGGA